AGUGGAAAAGUGUCCAAGUAGUGUGGUUCACCUGUGCCGUGGACCUGAAGACAGCGCAGCGUGGGUGAGCUUUGGACGGAUUCAGCGUUGUCCGACACCGCCACCUAGUGGUCAUUUGAGGCGUUACACAGCAGGCAACCAAGUGUAAACUAACAGCAGGAGGCUUGCAGGAAUAAAGAAGAAAGGAGAGGAAACACUAGAGCGGAGGGUCUGUUGAAAAGGAUCAAAGGUUUGCUUGUCAAGUGUCCCUCUAAGUUUGGACAGGACCUGUAGCUGGAUUGAUUCAUCGAGGAAUGUGAAGAAAUCCCACCACUAAGGUAAGCGAAGAAGAUCUCAUUUCGGCAUGUUUAUAUAUUAGACACUUCAGCCAUCUUGCCUGUUGCCCUGUUAGUGUUGUCAAACAUUAAACCACAGGGAGUUCAACCCUCAAAGAGUCGUGUCGUCGGUGGAUGAGCUCAUUUACUGGAUAAUGAUGUGCAUUAUGGUGAGUCACAUGUAAUAAUGUGAGAGAAAUAACUCCUCUGUGCCAUCUCCGCAGGGACCAAAAGAUCAUUAGAGACUUGCAUAACAGGGCUAACAUCACAGUCGUGAUCACACAAACAUACAGACUAAUUGAGAUGCUGAGCUGAAAGAGCUGCAUCAGAUGCAUCAGUGCUCUGUUUACACUUAUUUAUUCAUCACUCUCUCCAUUCAUUUGUCUUUUUUUAUGGAACAACAAAAAAGCUUAAAUCUUGUGUGACCUCCUGCUCAGACUUUUCUCUUCUGUCUGGCUGCGCUGCACACAGAUCUGACUGGGAAGCUGUGAAUUAUGCAGAGAAGUGAGAAGAGAAGGAGUGUUGACGAGAUGCUGGAAAGAGAGCAGAAGGAGGAAGAGGAGGACGAGGAGGAGGAUGAAGAGGAAGUUGUGGUUGUGAGCCUUGGACAAGAGAUGAAGGGCCGGGAAGAGCAUGGAUCCAGCUCACUUAUCACUGCCUGUCGUAAAGGCAUGACUGAGGUGGUAGAGCGGUUGCUGAUGGCUGGGGCCGACAUGACCCUGUGCGACUGCAGCCAGCAGACGGCGCUCCACAUGUGCCCCCCUGAGCUCCAGGGAAAAGUGCUGGGGUGGAUGUCGAGGCCUCACCUGCCUCCCCAGGCACAGCUGCGGCAGGCUGCCUGGCAGGGAGACCUGCACUGCGUACAGAACCUCCUGGCUCAGACAGACGGGUUGGAUGUGGAUGUUCCUAACAGCGAUGGUGUGACAGCUGUGAUGCUUGCUGUUCGGGACAUCAGCCUGUUUGAGGCCAUAGAGACACAGCUGCCAUGGGAACACAGACCCGUGGAAGUGCUCAAGGAACUACUGGGACUGCCAGCUAAUCUGCAGGUUCGAGACCUCAGAGGCUGUUCUGCUCUCCACUACGCUGCCAACAUCAACAGCCCUCUGAAGGAGGAGAUCGUUCAAAUGAUGGUCGAGGCCCUGAGUCACGCAGAUGCUGACCCCAUGUUACUCCCAGCCCACGACAAAUACUCCUGCCAGGAUUUGGACUCAGAGUUUGGCGAUUCGGACAUAGAGUUAGACCUCGAGAGCUUCUACACUCAUCGGUCGACAGAUGCCUCCCCCACAGGGACACCAAACGAACAACGCGGCUUUCUACUCCACACGGGGGAAGUGCUGGAGUCUCAAGGCCAACCUCCUCUCUCUGACCAUCACAAAGGCUUCAGCCAAGAUAAGGGGAUCCCCUUCUGUUUCCAAAAUGCCAUGGAAACACUGAGAGACAUCAGGCAAGCCUACCAGGAUGCAGGGAGGGGAAGCAGAGGUGAUAUGUCCCUGCCGAGCCUGAGCGACAACAGUAGACCCUACCUGGAUCCAGCUCCACCAUCCGCUUUGCUGAGUGCCAGGACCUCCUGUCUGCCGGAACAAACCGGACUCAGGCAGAGAACAAGAAGUGUUGUUGCUGCGUCCCCAUCCUCCCCUCGCCUGCUGUCUGUGGCCAAGUCUGGCUCCAGAGUCCAGCUCAGCCGAUCCGCCCCCAGCAUCAUGGAACCACUACUGUGUUCAAGCACUGUGAUCCAGGCCAGAGCGCACAUCCAGAGCCGUCUGGGUUCUCAAGAUACUGUGAAUGAACCAAAGGUGAAUUUCAACCAAAAAAACAUCCUCAUAUCAGCUUCUCCUGUUUUUCACUUCAUACUUAUGUAUAUUUUAGAUUUCGCCAGUCAAUGUCCUUAUUCUCCCCAGCUCUCGCAGGGUGUCUCACAUCCUAGAACACCCAAGCUGUUGGCUCCACUAGACAGCAGGCCCAGGGAUAUUGCAGCUCUGCCAACCCUAAAGCACCUUGUUCCUCUGAAGCCCAUCAGUCGGAGCCCCCUUUGCUCCUGGACCCUGAGGCGAGAGAAGCUGUCCUGGGGAAGCUCACGCACUGGCCCACUGACCACUAAGGGUGGCAGUGAGGAGAGCGGGUCCAGCAGCAGCCAGAGUUCCAUCGAUCUGGAGGAUGAGGAGGAGGACGGUGAGAGGGAUACGCAUGAGAGAGCAUCAGGAGAAAGCCCUGUGAACUUUGUUGGAAAAGGGACGUUGCAACAUUCAAACGACGUUUGCUCCACCGAGAAUGAUUUGACUGAGGGGGCAAGGUGGCAUUUUAAUGGUCAGUCAAGUAUCAGUCAUAUUCCACCCAUUCAUAGAUCAGCACAUAACCUGAAUGUAGAACCCCUCAAUCAUGCAAGUGACUAUCAUAGCAAAGCUAUAAACUCUCAUUGUGAAGGGAAAGCCAGCAAUAUGAGUUACACGAAAAAGCUUGUUGACAGUCAGUCCUUUAAAAAACAUACCAAUACACGACAAGGAGACUUUGUGAAUCCUGCUCAAGACACUGUGAAUGAAAUGAAUGAAAUACCAAUCAAGCCUAAUGAGGAAAAGAACGAUGUAGCUCACACUACAGAACCUGAGACCAUGAUUAGCCAUGGGAGAACAUUUCAUAUGACUUCUGAUCAGGGUGAUGCUAUUAUAUGCUCUGAAGGUAAUUACAGCAUUAGCCUGCAGAAUAUAAAACAGUCUGAAAGAGCAAUGAAGGAUUAUGUGGUUGAUAACCCAGUCCCUCACGGGGAGCAGACAAGAGAGGAGAGAACUCAGCCAUUUACUUCAGAUGUAAACCUUCCCCAGUCAGAUAAGCAUGCUGAGAAAGAUGACAGGCUGUUAAAAUUAAAGCCUGUCCGAAGCAGAGAGAGAAAAACCGGCAUGAACACUGAACUCAGACAAAAUAUUCAAAUGAACCGGCAGUCCUUCAACAUACUAGCACUAUACAAUGACCGAAGCAACCUAAAUCGAAACAAGUCCAAAAGCAAUCUGAAGUACUCUUUACAUUCCACACAAGUUAAAGAUAAAACCAGGAAAAGCCCAGAGUUAAUAAUUAGUGGAGAGACAGUCACAAAAGUAAAAUCAAAGCUGAAAUCUGUCAAAAGUGCUCCUUGUAGCAUCGGCAGUCCAUCGCCACGAAAAAACAUGACUGAUCAUGCACAGAACAAAAGAGCAAAUCUUGACAAGAUGAGCAGCAGCAGAGGUCAACAGAGUGAGUUGAAGAGCACCCAACAGUUGAAGAGACAUGAUCUAGCAGGGACGCUAGAGCUAGCUAUAAGGUCUAAAUCUGCUGUGGACUUCAUCACCUACAAAGACAUGUUUCAGCAGAUACAAAGUGGGGAUGAAGGACCGGCCAUCUUUGAGAUGUUUGCUGGACCUAUCUAUGAAAAUCUCAGAGUUUCCAGCUCCUGUGAGAAAGUUAAGGACAGACAAGUGCAAUCUGCUAAAGUCAGUAACAGACCAUUGAAACAACCAACGAGUAAACUGAGGAGAAGUCCAGGAGAGAGAAUGGUGGUUUCAUCUAGAAGCAAAUCAAAGCCAGUCAAAAGCAAACCUGUGACAAGGAAAGGCCCACGCAAAAUGAGCAAUGUGAUUAAACUGGAUGGGCACACAGAGUCAGCUCUCUCUAAGGAUGUUGACAUUUUUCAUAAUAACGCUCAAGACAAAGCUGAAGAUCAUAAGUUGUCUACCAUAGAGGAGGCUCUGUCUGGCUAUGAAUCUGAAACCUUAAAACCUGAGGAAAAAACAGCAGCAACUUCCUCUCAUGCUGAAGAUUAUAAUCACAUGCACACAAAUGAUCAAAAUGGGAAUUCAUCAAUUAGAAAUCCAAACCAACCAGUUCCUGAGCCCAAACUGUCUCGAAGCCUCCAACAGCCGAAGAUCAACACCUGGACGUCGUCUAGCAGCUUCAGCCAUACCAUUAUGUCACCAGUUUACCAGAAGUUUCUGGAUGAGGUGGGGGAAGGGCCGCUUACAGAUGACCUGUUGCAAUGUCUGGCUGAGGAACUGAUCUCAUUGGAUGAAAGGGAUGCAUCCAUUGGCACGUGUCCUGAAAAGUUGGGACCAAGCAAAGAGGACUCCAGCAGGGAAGCCAAUCUGGUAUGCAGAAAUACAUUUCCUGAGGUUAAUUCAGUAUAUAUUGCUGAUCUGCAUGGCUCUGGAUUGGUUGUAGAUGACUCCAUCACAUGGACGAAGGGUGAAGUUCUUGGCAGGGGAGCAUAUGGGAUUGUGUACUGUGGUCUGACCAGCCAGGGCCAGUUGAUAGCUGUGAAGCAGGUGAACCUGGAUGCCUCAGACCCUGACGCUGCAAAAAGGGAGUACAGUCGUCUGCAGGAGGAGGUGGAGCUGCUCAAAACCCUUAGACACAACAACAUUGUAGGCUUCAUGGGGACCUCACUUCAUCAGCAUGUGGUUUCCAUUUUCAUGGAAUACAUCCCAGGAGGAUCCAUCGCUAGCAUCCUUCACAGGUUUGGUCCUCUGCCAGAGCGUGUCCUGUCUCUGUACACCCAUCAGAUCCUGAAGGGGGUAGCCUACCUUCACCUGAACAGGGUGAUUCAUCGUGACUUGAAGGGAAACAACGUCAUGCUGAUGCCAACUGGUGUCAUCAAGCUCAUAGACUUUGGCUGCGCCCGGCGUCUCAGCUGCCUGAACCACACUGCUAGCAACAAUGCAGAUCUGCUCAAGUCUGUCCAUGGUACACCUUACUGGAUGGCACCAGAGGUUAUCAACGAGACAGGAUAUGGCAGGAAGUCAGACAUAUGGAGUGUGGGAUGUACAGUGUUUGAGAUGGCCACAGGGAAACCUCCCCUGGCACACAUGAACCGGGUGGCUGCAAUGUUCUACAUUGGGGCUCAAAGGGGGUUGAUGCCCUCGUUACCAGAUGGGUUUUCAGAUAAUGCCAAGGAUUUUGUAAAAAUCUGCUUAACAAGUGACCAGAGUCUACGGCCAUCUGCAGACCAGCUGCUGAAGCAUUCAUUCACCUCCCAAACUGAGACUGCAGUGAACUCCAGGAAAACACAGAAAAAGAACUGCUGUGGUCAACCAGAGGGACUGUGCAGUUAACAAAGUGAUACGCUCCGAAUAUUUCACAAGUUCAACGGAACAUUUAAUGAUUUAAUUUAACGACUGGAGACUCAAAGCAUAAAGCUAUCUUUUGUGUCCCUUGGAGGGCCUUGCCACCGCGAAUCCCCACUGGUACACCAGUAGUGUGUGUGUGUGUGGGGGGGGGGGACUGAACUGGGAUUGUGUCCUAGACAAAAGUUUAUCGACAACAAACGGUGAUUGCAAGCUUAAAUUCAAAUGGAAGCACUUUUAUAAAUUUCAUUUGGUACAUUAAUAGAACCUAUAAAAUGUGAAGACUGAUGACAGAUUUUUACUAGUGACUUUGGGUAUUUACUAAAGCAAUCUUACAAAUGUGCCAAUAAUAUGAGUACCUUAACUUUAAAUUUAUACUGUGUAACUCUAGGUCUCUGUGCUAUGAUAUUUACAUUUUGAUAAAAUGUGUUUAAGGCAUACUCAAGCACAACAUACAAGUUAAUUUCCAUAAACUACAUUUUUCAGUGCAUAGUGUAAACUUCUUCCCAUUAGCUCUCAUCUGAUGAGUUAAUUAAGAAUCAGUGUGUCAAAGUGUAACAGACUGAGCUACUGGCAAGCAUUUUUCCUUGUAUUCAAAUCUACAAAUCAGUAAAUUUCCAAUUUCCUAAACUCUUCCAUGAUGCAUAUAUGAAUAAUAAAAUGACAGAAACAACCAGGGUUAAUACUAUGUCAGGAUAUUGGCAACCUUGAAAUUUAUUUGUCAUACUGAAAUGAAAGGAAAAAUGGAUGUAGAGUGAAGCAUGUUCAUUAGCCCCCAGGUGCUCAGCUGUAAGUUGUAAUUGAGGUACAAACAAUCCAGCCUGAGGCAUAGUGUAUUUUGCUCACUCUAAAUAAGUCAAGAACAGAGGGGACACUUGUGUCAAGAGUAGAGAACAAUAUAGUUUAAUGUAGGAAACUAAAGAAGUGUCUGGACAGGUACAUGCCUGCAAAUGUAAAUUCAAUCAGCUGGAUGAAGACAUCAGUGACACACCAACUAGGGAUGUCCACACUGCAAAAUUGAGCUGAGUUCGUCCAGCAGGUCAUGUUGCAUAUGGCCAACUGGUUACUGUUCAGGGAUGGAAGUGAGCCAAAAGCUUUUCCUGUUUACGUUUGAUUGAAUAAUACUUACAUAUAUCUCGUUUAUGGGCUGACAUCUAUGGGCUACAUUUUCAUGUCAUUAAAUUAUGUCUGAUGCUC
Messenger RNA from Scatophagus argus, 6595 nucleotides. RefSeq names its product mitogen-activated protein kinase kinase kinase 19 (gene map3k19). NCBI's taxonomy places the organism in Eukaryota, Metazoa, Chordata, Actinopteri, Scatophagidae. Gene Ontology annotation, biological process: protein phosphorylation. The transcript has 16 exons. The record is from RefSeq and is a predicted model, not a curated record. The coding region runs from base 809 to 5386 and encodes 1525 amino acids. Gene Ontology annotation, molecular function: protein kinase activity; ATP binding; protein binding.